ACAUGCAUAAGGGAAACUAAUAGACUACUGAAUUGAUUGCUCUCUAUUUAAGACCGAAAUUACAAACAGAGACAAAAUCAAAGUUAAACUGGUCAAAAAGAGGAAUGCAUGGAAAGUUCCACAAGAGAAUGCCAACCACCUUUUACAAUAAAGAGGCUUGGAGAUGUAUUGUUUUAGCUGGAGAAGUAGAUGCAACUAACUUAACUCGUAGAGGAAGUUCUAGUCAGUUUAUUUCUUCUGCCAAGGGGCUCAUGUACAAAGUAUUAUUGUAUUACUCUGUAUUUCUGAUACAAUAUUAUAUGCUACAUGAGAAUUAAAAAGGUGUAUUUAUUCUGUGUCCUGUAAGAGUCGCACUGAGGUUCUAAAUGCAGUUGUUUGAAUGCAGGUGCGUAAACGCAUUGCACAAUCUGAAAGAGAGUGAUGUGUGUGCUUUGUGAGAAGAAAGAAAAAGGACAAACCCUUAACAAAGAGACGAUGGGACCAGCUGCGGCCGUUGGGGAAAGCGAUGCUGCAUUUGGUAGCAAAUAGGAAAAACAAAUUGCUGGCCAGCUGAUGCUGUUUUUCUCAGAAUAGAUACACUCUGAGAUUUCUCCUCCCACCCCAUUUUUGAGAUGUCACCUAAAUUUUACUCUAAUUUACGUGAGAUUUGUCGAGGAAUGGCAAUACUUCCUGAAAAAGAGUUUGGAGACGGACCAAGAAGUUGGCUGGCAGCUGGAAACGGGUUUUUCUCAGCCGAAAAGGCACCGACCAAGAUGUCGAACACUUAAAAAUAAUAUUAUCGGGGACGGCGUCGUAACUAAGCACAACCAACUCUUCAAAGUGGAAGUUGAAGAUGACUUGAAGACGGCUGUUUUAACCUUCAGUGAGGUGUUCAAAGAUUAAGAGAGAUAGCCAAUCAAGUCAAAUGAAAUCUGAUUUGAUUUGAUGAAGAGAUAAAGCAACGACGUAAGAAGAUACUUAAAAGGAAAUCGUGUGUCCUACAACAUGCAGAGACAUAUAAAAAGAACAAGACUUCUAAGAAGAUAACAGGAAGGCCAUAUGUAGAGUUGCCAUCUUUGUCUCUAUAGUUAUAUAUCAGGUAACCCCCUCUGGAAACAACACAUGAAAAAAACAACUAGACUUUUUCCUGAUGUCAUUGGAAGCAGCAUAAUGCUCUCCAUGCUAAUUACCCAAAUCAUUAACUUAAGAUGAUAGAAACAUUUUAAAAUAUCAACUCCGCAAACAUUUUGGUUCUGAAAUGAAUUGAAAUGAAAUCACAAUUUUCUUUUUUCAAAAGACGUAUUAUUGGUAGGUUAAAACUUGUCCAAAAUCAGAGAUGAAUAAUUGCCCUUGGAAAAACUUUGUUAUUACUAUAGAUGAGCAUCAUCAGGGACAAAUGGAUGUAAAUGCAAGAAGCCCGUCCUGCACAAAAUGCCAUGCAUUAUGACUCCCAAAAAGCAUCGCUCAGCAGGUAAAAUUGCUCAGCAUCUAAGUCUGAGAGGAACGGGCCGAGGCGCACUCUGAGAUUAAUGCUCCUGUCUGGAUCAUCCAUUUAUGAGGAAAGGUAAAGUGUGGGUAGCAUCAGUGUCGACUGUAUGUGUCUGCUUUUAAAUAGUCUCUGUUUUGAUCCCGGUGGCAUUUGUAGAGUUGGGUCUUUUUAUGUCGUUGUAAUUUAAUAGUCAGAAAUGCUGGAUGAGAAAGUAAAUGGAAUCUGAUUUGACAGCUCAAUAUGUCCACGGUGAUGCUGAGACGUUGACGGAGAGCAUUUUUUUGAAUCCAGAUGCCAGGGAUUAGACGAGACGGAGCUGAAAUGGAACGGUUGAAAGCAUCAGGACUUCUGACGAUUUCCAGCUUCUCUCCUGACCCUCUUCCGUCCAAACACGCAGCUAUAAGUGGGCAAUCAUGAACUGGGGUAAUCUAAUGGUGCUCCUGAGUGGAGUUAACAAAUACUCCACUGUGUUUGGCCGGGUCUGGCUCUCUAUGGUGUUCAUCUUCCGGAUCCUGGUGUUUGUGGUAGCAGCUCAGCGGGUGUGGAGCGACGAAAGCAAAGACUUUGACUGCAACAUUAAGCAGCCAGACUGCACCAUUGCCUGUUACGACCAUGUCUUCCCCAUCUCCCCCAUCCGCCUGUGGGCCCUGCAGCUCAUCUUCGCCACCUGCCCAUCGCUCAUGGUCGUCGGUCACGUCAAGUACAGGGAGAAGAAGGACAUGGAGUACACUACCUCCCACAAGGGGGAGCACUUGUAUGCCCACCCUGGAAAGAAACGUGGAGGCCUGUGGUGGACUUACCUGGUGAGUUUGAUCUUCAAGGCGGGCUUCGAUGCUGGCUUCCUCUAUAUCUUGUAUUUCAUCUACAAGGGUUACGACAUGCCCCGCCUGACCAAGUGCGAACUGCCACCUUGCCCCAACGUAGUGGACUGCUACAUAUCCCGGCCCACGGAGAAAAAGAUCUUCAUGCUCUUCAUGGUGGUCUCCUCUGCUGCCUGCAUCUUAAUGUGCAUCUGCGAAAUGGUGUACCUCAUCUUCAAACGUAUCAAAAAGAUCAUUAUAACGAAGAAGGAGUACGACAUGCAGAGGUUCUUGGAAAGUCACAAAAUGACGCCUCUCUCAGAUCCAAGGCCGUUCAGAUCCAAAGUAAGAGUGGAUCCUACAGUAUCUAUUCAGAAUCUCAACAACAUCAACACUGAAGAAAAGCCUCUUAAGCGAGUGGAGGAAAGCUAGAAGUACACUCUACAGAGUGUUUUUGUCGAACUCCAUGGAGAGAGGGAGUUGUCCAUGAGAGAAAACGCCAGUUGCUUUAAGCAAUCCUUUAAUGUGGAUUUGUAAAUAAUUUAGAUAAUAUUCUGAAGGACACGAUGUGCACCUCUUCUCUCUUAACACAGAGGUCUCCAGUGUGAAAGGAUUGUGUGUUUGACUAGUCUUAUUUGACUGGUUGUAAUUGUGUUCUGGUUGUGCUAUCUGUAAUAUUUGUAAAUAACUACAACACAAAUAAAUAAAUGAACGUGGCCACUUAUGAGGAUGUAAGCAUUGACCAUGUAGAACUAUAAAUAGUAUUGAACAAUGCCUAGCAUUUUCUAGUACAACUGAAUGACUCAGUUUUAUUUAUCUCAGGUAAAUAGUCUUAUCACACCCUUUGAUUACAACUGCUUCACAAUAAAAGUUUAUAUUUUUCAUGUAGCUGGAAAGUUGUAUUUUCAUAAACCUAUUUUAAUAGAGCUUUAACAAUAAAAUAGUUAAAAAGAGAGUUUGAAAAGGGGGUAAAGACACAUAUUGAAGACGUUUUGCUUUAUAUUUUGUAUUUAUUGAUGCAACCAAUAAAGUCGUUAUUUACAAACAAAUGAA
Xiphophorus hellerii (green swordtail) is the source of this 3321-nucleotide messenger RNA. Its product is annotated as gap junction beta-4 protein-like. The transcript has 3 exons. The record is from RefSeq and is a predicted model, not a curated record. Gene Ontology annotation, molecular function: gap junction channel activity. Gene Ontology annotation, cellular component: connexin complex. Lineage: Eukaryota; Metazoa; Chordata; Actinopteri; Cyprinodontiformes; Poeciliidae. Gene Ontology annotation, biological process: cell-cell signaling. The coding region runs from base 1882 to 2700 and encodes 272 amino acids.